This is a messenger RNA of Grammomys surdaster, 426 nucleotides long. RefSeq names its product heterogeneous nuclear ribonucleoprotein C-like. The annotation marks the transcript as partial. Gene Ontology annotation, molecular function: RNA binding. Gene Ontology annotation, cellular component: nucleus. Lineage: Eukaryota; Metazoa; Chordata; Mammalia; Rodentia; Muridae. The transcript has a single exon. The record is from RefSeq and is a predicted model, not a curated record.
UGAGAAACCUCAUCCUCAAAGGAGAUGGCUAGCAAUAUUACCAACAAGACAGAUCCUCAGUCCAUGAAUUCCCGUGUUUUCAUUGGGAAUCUCAAUACUCUGGUGGUCAAGAAGUCUGAUGUGGAGGCCAUAUUUUCAAAGUAUGGCAAAAUUGUGGGUUGCUCUGUGCAUAAGGGCUUUGCCUUUGUCCAGUAUGUUAAUGAAAGAAAUGUCGGAGCUGCUGUAGCUGGAGAGGAUGGCAGAAUGAUCGCCGGCCAGGUUUUACAUAUUAACCUGGCUGCAGAGCCAAAAGUGAACCGAGGAAAAGCAGGUAUGAAACGAUCUGCAGCGGAGAUGUACGGUUCCUCAUUUGACUUGGACUAUGACUUUCAACGGGAUUAUUAUGACAGGAUGUACAGUUACCCAGCACGUGUUCCUCCUCCUCCU